AUGCAGGUCGCCGUCAACACCACCACUGUCGGCGCUCACCCGCACCCAACAAAGUCCUCCUACCUCCGGCCAUCCCCUCCUUGCCGCGUCUACUUCCACGCCUCUCCACGUCCGAACCUGAGGGCGAUUGCCAUGGCCACCAAGUCGCAGCUGCAGGAUCAGCUGAUCAUCACUCGCCCCGACGACUGGCAUCUCCAUCUUCGUGAAGGCGGUGUCCUCGAGGCUGUAGUGCCACACAGCGCGAUGCAUUUUGGGAGGGCCAUCAUCAUGCCCAACUUGAAGCCGCCGGUGACCACAACGGCGCGGGCAGUGGAGUACAGGGAAGAUAUACUGAGGGCGCUGCCGCCAGGGAGUAGCUUCGUGCCGCUCAUGACACUGUACCUCACAGACAACACAAGCCCAGAGGAGAUCAAGCUCGCAAUAAAGAGUGGUAUAAUCUUUGCUGUGAAAUUGUAUCCUGCCGGAGCAACUACCAAUUCCCAAGAUGGCGUCACUGAUAUAUUUGGGAAGUGCUUGCCAGUCCUCGAGGAGAUGGUCAGGCAGGAAAUGCCAUUGCUUGUUCAUGGAGAAGUCACAGAUCCACAUGUUGACACCUUUGAUCGUGAGAAGGUUUUCAUUGACAAAAUAUUGGCUCCACUUGUACAAAAACUUCCACAGCUGAAAAUUGUCAUGGAACAUAUCACAACCAUGGAUGCAGUGAAUUUCAUAGAAUCAUGUGAAGAAGGUCAUGUUGCUGCAACAGUGACUCCCCAGCAUCUUCUUCUCAAUAGGAAUGCUUUAUUUCAGGGUGGCUUGCAGCCACACAAUUAUUGCUUGCCAGUACUGAAAAGAGAGACUCAUAGACAAGCUAUUGUAUCUGCUGUAACAAAUGGGAGUAGACGGUACUUUCUUGGUACUGACAGCGCUCCCCAUGAUAAACGGAACAAAGAAUGUUCCUGUGGAUGUGCAGGAAUAUAUAGUGCGCCUGUUGCCUUGUCUCUUUAUGCGAAGGUAUUUGAAGAGGCUGGUGCCCUAGAUAAGCUGGAAGCAUUUACAAGCUUCAAUGGCCCCGAUUUUUAUGGCCUCCCAAGGAACAUUUCAAAGAUUGUCUUGAGAAAGAAUGCCUGGAAAGUUCCUGCAACUUAUAAACACAGUUCAGGGGAGAUUGUGCCUAUGUUUAGUGGCAGCACCCUUGAAUGGCUUCCAUCUGAUCAGCCUAAAGAGUAA
Miscanthus lutarioriparius is the source of this 1206-nucleotide messenger RNA. The record is from the annotation of a GenBank genome assembly. NCBI's taxonomy places the organism in Eukaryota, Viridiplantae, Streptophyta, Magnoliopsida, Poales, Poaceae.